Messenger RNA from Indicator indicator, 945 nucleotides. RefSeq names its product carbohydrate sulfotransferase 8-like. The coding region runs from base 1 to 945 and encodes 314 amino acids. Gene Ontology annotation, biological process: proteoglycan biosynthetic process; carbohydrate biosynthetic process. NCBI's taxonomy places the organism in Eukaryota, Metazoa, Chordata, Aves, Piciformes, Indicatoridae. Gene Ontology annotation, molecular function: sulfotransferase activity. The transcript has 2 exons. The record is from RefSeq and is a predicted model, not a curated record. Gene Ontology annotation, cellular component: membrane.
AUGAACCAGAAGGUGUUAGUUUUCCUCCUCCCAAAUUUUCUUUUUGGGAUACUUCUUUUUGGUUUUUUCUGUAAGAGGCAAAAAAACCUAACAGGUGCUUUCCCUGAUUCCACUGAAGAUUGGUUGUCAAUUCAAAGCGAUCGCAAGAGCACACUGGCUUCUGUUUGCCAGAAGAACAAACUUCUUAAAUUAAGAGGCAAACUGGAUUCUCGUGUGGCUAACCAGCUCUUUGUGGAGCUCAAACAUAAGUUUAUGUACUGUGAGGUACCCAAGGUAGGCUGCUCCAAUUGGAAGAGAAUUAUUUUUAUUCUCCAAUCAGACUUCAGUGCAGAAGCUUCUGAAAUUGAGCACGACCAUAUCCACCAAACCUCACUGAUCAAAAAGCUGGAGUCUUACUCUCCUGCCAUACAAAAGGAAUUUCUGGGCAAUUACACCAAAGUGAUGUUCACCAGACACCCCUUCGAGAGGCUGGUUUCAGCUUACAGGGACAAGCUCCUGCACUCUGAGCCUUACUACAGUGUUACUGUUGCUAAUGAGAUUAAGGCAAUGUUCAGGAAAACCAAAAAGUCUUCUGAAAAAGUGAGUUUCCAGGAAUUUGUCAGCUUCAUUCUAGCAAAACCACCAAAUAAUCUUGACAUUCACUGGAAACCAAUGUUUCUGCUCUGUGAUCCUUGCAACAUUCAAUAUGAUGUUCUGGGUAAAUAUGAAACUCUUGGGUUAGAUUCUGAGCAUGUUCUGAGGGUCAUUGGAGCACCAAAGAGCCUGCACUACCCCAGCUUGAAGAGGUAUGGGUCAGAGAAACGGACUAAUGGUGAUAUCACUUUGGAGUAUCUGAGACAAUUGAACUCGGAACAAAUUGAGAAGAUAAAAAAAUUGUACCAAAUGGAUUUUUUCUUGUUCAACUAUACUAUGAAUUAUGAAGAUUAUUUUUCCCUGAAUGGCUAA